GCAUUUCCAUGGAGGAAAACCCUAACAGUAACAUUAUAGACCAGAGCAUCGUGUGUUCAUACUGCACACGAAAAAGAAGAAGAAGAAAAUCAGCGUCAAUUCUGUCGGCGGAGCCAUGGCGGCGCCUGAAACCCCUCUCAAUUACGUCGGUGUCGCCAGGAAAUCCGCCGCCUUCCGUCUCAUGAAGCAAAUGGGAUGGGAAGAAGGAGAAGGUCUUGGCAAAGAAAAACAAGGGAUCAAAGGACACGUUCGUGUCACCAACAAACAAGACACUACUGGCAUCGGAUUAGAGAAGCCAAACCAAUGGGCAUUUGAUACCACACAAUUUGAUAACAUACUCAAGAGAUUGAAAGUUCAAGCGCCAGUAUCCAAUGACACAGAGAGUAACACGGUUAAGGUGGAAACUGAGGCGGUUGUUCCUGUUGAUCCCAAGGUUGCUGUACCCAGAGCUACCAGACCACAAGGAAGAUACAAGAAAAGAGAAAGAGGGAAGCUUGUCUCUCAUUAUUCCUCAAAGGACCUUGAAGGAAUUCUUGUAAAAAAGAGUGACAUAUCCGAGGAGGGUACUGACAAUGCUGAUGAUGAAUUGGAUUUAUCAAAGACACCUGACUUUCAAGAUUUUGAGGAUGAAGGAAGCAAAUGUCCUGAUAUCCAUCCAGAGUGGUGGGGCAAUAAGUUUGGGUUUGUCUCUGGUGGAUUGCUCGGUGCAGCAUCAAAGAAGAAAAAGUCCUCUACAUCUGAAAUUGCUAAAAGUGGGAUGGCGAGAACUCCUUUUUUUGAACAAGAUCAAGAAAACCUCUACAAUUUAGUCCAAGAUAAAUCCACAACAGGAAAGCAAGGUCUAGGUAUCAAGGACAGGACCAAGAAAGUAGCUGGAUGCUAUUUUCAGGGUAAAAAGACAUCAUUCGGUAAUAGUGACGAUGAAGAUUCUGCUGACAUAGAUUCUCUAGAAAACGAAACAGAUGAUGAUGUGGAAAUGGUGGUGGAAAAGGUGGAAAAGAUUGUUGAACCCAAAAUGAAGCUGAAGAAGUUGUGCAAGCAGAUCUUAAACCAAGCGCCUGGAGAAUCAUUGAAACUGAAACAGCUCAAAGUUCUUAUUGAACAACAUUCAUCUUCAAUUUUGUCGGACUUCUCUUCAAAAAGAGAGGCUGUUGCGUACUUGAAGCAAAAGCUGACAGGUAGUCGGAAGUUUUGUAUUGAAGGGAAAACAGUGCGAUUGGCAUCUUAGAGAAGUUGAAAUUUUGAUACAUUUUUGGCAGUUUUUCUUAUUCAUUUCAUUCUGGAGGAGAAAAAAGGGUUGAGGUGUUUGGGAUUUUGAGAUGCCUGUUCGAAGUGUAGAUUGCAUUGGUUGGAGUUAGUUAUAGGGUAUAUUUCAUUUCAUUGCUUACCUUUCUUGAAAAAUGUUGUAAUAUGUUUAAUGGCUACACAUUUACAAUAGCAUUUUAUGAAAUGUAGUUUAUAUUUUUUAUUUUUGAAGUUAAAAAAACUUCCAAGUGUGUGUCCACUGGUUUUAAGAUAUUGAAAUUAUCUUUUUUGUAUUCUUAUACAAAUAAUGGUUGUGCAAUUGUGUAUUA
Medicago truncatula (barrel medic) is the source of this 1574-nucleotide messenger RNA. RefSeq names its product G-patch domain-containing protein 1. The transcript has 11 exons. Lineage: Eukaryota; Viridiplantae; Streptophyta; Magnoliopsida; Fabales; Fabaceae. Gene Ontology annotation, molecular function: nucleic acid binding. The coding region runs from base 116 to 1228 and encodes 370 amino acids. The record is from RefSeq and is a predicted model, not a curated record. Gene Ontology annotation, cellular component: nucleolus.